AUGCCUGUCUCUCACAUCUCCCUCGCUACUGGUGCGGCGAAUUUCGCCCGGAUGCGAGCCUUCUAUCUCGAGGCGCUUGCACCCCUUAACUACGUCACAUACUACGAACAUGCCAACUUCAUGCUCGGGCUCAAACCGGUCGGGAAGUUUCCGGACUUUUGGCUCCACGUGGGAAAUGGGGAGCAGGCUGCUUUCCCUGCGAGUGGUGAUGUUAAUGGACGACCGGGACGCACGCAUGUCGCUUUCGAUGCAGAAUCGCCCGAGGUUGUGGAUAGGUGGUAUGCUGCGGCUAUAAAAGCCGGUGGCGUCUGCAACGGGAAGCCCGGCUUGCGAGCGGAGUACUCAGAACCGUAUUAUGCUGCCUUCGUCCUCGAUCCGCUGGGCAAUAAUGUAGAGGCGGUACACUAUCAACGCACCAAACCGUGGUAG
Xylaria bambusicola is the source of this 429-nucleotide messenger RNA. RefSeq names its product Glyoxalase/Bleomycin resistance protein/Dihydroxybiphenyl dioxygenase. The record is from RefSeq and is a predicted model, not a curated record. Lineage: Eukaryota; Fungi; Ascomycota; Sordariomycetes; Xylariales; Xylariaceae. Bases 1 to 429 code for a protein of 142 amino acids. The transcript has 2 exons.